Eutrema salsugineum is the source of this 1835-nucleotide messenger RNA. RefSeq names its product phospholipase ABHD3. The record is from RefSeq and is a predicted model, not a curated record. Lineage: Eukaryota; Viridiplantae; Streptophyta; Magnoliopsida; Brassicales; Brassicaceae. Bases 78 to 1685 code for a protein of 535 amino acids. Gene Ontology annotation, molecular function: short-chain carboxylesterase activity; monoacylglycerol lipase activity. The transcript has 13 exons.
CAUGAAGAAGAAGAAUCAGAAGAUCCUUCUCUAAUUUCCAUCGCCGGAUCUGAGACAGAGAGAGAGAGUAAGAAAAAAUGGAGGAUCCGAUUCUAUCUCCUUCUUCUCCAUACGACCUUCUCUUUCAAGCUCUCACUCUCAUCCCAAUUCGCCACUACCUCUUCGCUCUCUUCGUUAUCUGGACCAUCUUCUUCUACAAUUUCCUCGAGUUCCACUUCCUCGGCGACACGAUUCUUCAGCAUUUCAGAUGCCGCGUCAAUCUCAUCUUCAAUCCCGAUUCGCCUCUUUACCACGGCGUCGUCUCUCGCUGCAAGAUCCUUCACGGCCGAUAUGUGGCGACGCCAUGGUUAGCGAGUCCUCAUCUUCAGACUUGUUUCCUGAAUUUCAAUGGAUUGCCUCCGGUUUUCAGCUACACGAGACAUCUCUUUCGUGCUUCUGAUGGUGGAACGAUUGCAUUGGAUUGGGUCACGAAUUCUAACGUUCUUGAUGGCGCUCUGAACAAUCAGAAUGUAAUCAAGAAAGAAGACACAACCCCAAUCGCUGUCGUUAUUCCAGGGUUAACUAGUGAUUCUUCAUCUGCAUAUCUAAUGCAUCUUGCAUAUAACACUGCAAAAUCCGGUUGGAAUGUUGUUAUUAGCAACCAUAGAGGAUUGGGAGGUGUUUCUGUUACUUCCGAUCGCUUCUAUAACGCUGGAUGGACAGAGGAUAUACGGGUGGUUCUUGGUCAUCUUCAACAAGAAUACCCAAUGGCUCCUCUCUUUGCUAUUGGAACUAGCAUUGGAGCAAAUAUUCUGGUGAAAUAUCUUGGGGAAGAAGGUGAAAAGACUCCCCUGAGAGGUGCUGUAGCUAUUUGCUCUCCAUGGGACCUCUUGAUUGGUGACAGGUUUAUCUGUCGAACGUUCAAGCAAAAGUUAUACGACAAAGCUCUCACCAUCGGACUCCAAGGUUAUGCCCAAUUACAUGAACCUCAAUAUACACGGCUUGCUAAUUGGGAAGGCAUAAAAAAGUCACGUUCCAUCAGAGAUUUUGACAACCAUGCUACAUGUCGUGUCGGAGAAUUCGAGACUGUGGAUAUUUAUUACCGAAAAUCUAGCAGUACACAAUAUGUAGAAAAUGUCGCCGUGCCGCUACUCUGUAUAAGUGCUCUAGAUGAUCCAUUAUGCACAAAGGAAGCUAUUCCUUGGGACGAAUGCAGGGCAAACAAAAACAUUGUCUUGGCUACAACAAAUCACGGUGGACAUCUAGCGUUCUUCGAAGGACUAACUGCAUCUAGCUUGUGGUGGGUUCGUGCCACGAACGAGUUUCUUGGCGCUCUUAGCUGCAGUGAUUAUAUGCAUGUACAGAAAGUAAGUUCAAGAUCAGUGAAGCAGGAGGAGCCUUCGAUAAACCAAGGCCCGUACCUAAAUAUUGCAGAAGACGGGUUGGUGGCAGCAGUUAACUACGAGCAAGAGACCAGUACUGCCACCAUACGGUCAGGAGUUGGAACACGAGGAUCGAACCAGACCGGACCAAAGCAUAAGGAUGAUGUAACAAAGAGAAGCUUUAACGAGCUGUGUCGCCAGAAAAAACGGUCCAUAUGGUGGCUUGGUUACAUAGGUGUGGUAACAGGUUUCCCAUUAGUUGGGCUACUCAUAAACUACAUCUUCCGUAAGAAGCAACGACCCACAACAUCCAAAAAAUACUGAAGUUGCUUCUAUCUCCUCUCAAGAAACCCCAUUUACUGAUUAUUAGUUUAUGUCGUAAUUUUUUAAUUAUUGAUAUUUGGUAUGUUGAUAAAUACUAGAGAAUUUGCUUCCUUAACGCAAAAUAAGAUCAUAUUUGCAAAACUAACACAA